GAAGAAGUCGCUCCGCUUCUCUUUUUUGCAAUGGAGAGCUUUCUAAUUCUAAAAGACGAGUUUUGAGCUGGGGCGGGGGGAGAAUGGAAGGCGACGGCUGUAAACUGGGAAGCGCGGGGAGCCUGUGGCAGGACACUUUGGCCAUCGCCCUGACUCCCAGCAAGCCUGUCUCGGCGGGGAGCCACGGCAGCCGCGGGGGCAACGGCCGGAGCCGAGCCUUGAGCGUUGUCUUCGUCUACACCGAGGAUCUCACCGAGCCCCUCCCUCUGCGGUGCUUGGAGGACGCCUGCAAAGAGAUCCCGGCAGCCGAACUGACGGUCCUGCCCUUUGGUACCGUGGCCCUGGGCGACAUGGGCGCCUUGGACAGUUUUUAUAAUGCAGAUGUGGUUGUGGUGGAGAUGAGCAACAGGCUGUACCAGCCCUCGCUGUUCUAUCACCUGGGGGUCCGCGAGAGCUUCAGCAUGACCAACAACAUCCUCCUGUGCUGUUACACGGACCUGCCGGAGCUGCAAACCCUCCGGGAGGAGAUUUUCCAGAAGACUUCUGACUGCAACUGCAGCUACACUUUCAUCCCUUAUGUGGUGACAACUCAAAACAAGGUUUUCUGCUGUGACUCCAGCAUCAUGAUGUGCUUGAGUGAGCUUUACCAGCCCAACUUCAAUAUGGAAGCCUUCUUCACCCCGUUGACUGAGCAACUUGCCAAGCUGCUUGAGGGCACUUCUGCCAACUCCUGCGGCUACUUCCGAGAGAUGAUCCGGAGCGACAUCCGGAGGGCUCGAGAAAGAUACAGUGGAGCACAGCUGAGCCAUGAGCUGACCAGCAUUCAGCAACGCCUAGACAGUGUCGAGUGCCUCAGCCUUGACAUCGUCAUGAAUUUUCUCCUAGCCUACCGUGAUGCUCAGGAUUUUGAUGCCAUCAUCGUUCUGGUGGAGACCUUGCAGACCCUGCCCACUUGCAACAUCGCUGAGCAACACAACAUCUGCUUCCACUACGCCUUUGCUCUUGACAGGCGGAACCAGCCCAGUGACCGCCAGAAGGCGCUCUCUGUUCUUCUGCCACUGGUGGAAAGGCCUGAAGGGGUGGCGCCUGACUUGUACUGCAUGUGUGGCCGCAUCUACAAAGACAUGUUCAUUGAUUCCGGCUUCACAGAUGCUGAGAACCGAGAUCAGGCUUUUUACUGGUACCACAAGGCCUUCUUAACGGAACCCAGCCUGCAUCCCGGGAUUAACUCUGUAGUCUUCCUCAUGGCUGCUGGGCACAAGUUUGAAACUUCUGUGCAACUCCGGCAGAUAGGUAUGAAGCUGAGCUGUGUCCUUGGUCGCAAGGGGUGCUUAGAGAAGAUGGAGCAUUACUGGGAUGUUGGUUUCUACCUGGGUGCAAGUAUUCUGGCUGCUGACAUGGACAAAAUCAUUCAAGCCUCAGAGAAACUUUACAAGCUCAACGCCCCUGUUUGGUACCUGAAUUCCAUCAAGGAGACAUACACCAUAUACAGUCACUUCAAGACUCCUUCAGACAUAUGGUCACCCAAACAGGAGCUGGUGGAUUUCUGGUUGGGAUUCUUGAUGGAGUCAUGCCAGACCUUUGUUUCCACAGAGCAAUGCCCGGUGCUGAUCUUAGAGCUGGCCAGAGUGCUGCAGCCCUCCCAGCUCAGCGUCUGCAACACAGAAGGCGAGAGGUCCGUGACGUUGACCCACGUCUGCUCCCUGGAGGAGGAAGGAAUUUCGACCUGGACAUUUCCGGCAUCUUCCAUCCGUGGAGUCAGCAUCUCCAAAUGUGAUGAGAGGUGUUGCUUCCUCUAUGUACUGCACACAGCCGAGGACUUCCAGUUGUGUUUUCCCACACAGUAUCACUGCCGCUGGUUUUGUGAAUUGGUCCGUUCUUUCAUAUCAGAAGCAGGCGAGGAAGGUAACAGCUGCAGCUCCCCAGAGGAGCUAGAGUAUGAUUAUGAAUACACGGAAUCAGGCGACAGGGUGAUUCUGGGCAAGGGCACCUAUGGGGUGGUCUAUGCUGGGCGAGACCUCAGCAAUCAAGUGCGCAUCGCCAUCAAGGAGAUUCCAGAGCGGGACAGCAGGUACUCACAGCCCCUGCACGAAGAGAUUGCUCUCCAUAAGCGUCUGAAGCACAAGAACAUUGUCCGGUAUCUGGGCUCCAUCAGCCAAGGUGGCUUCCUCAAGAUCUUUAUGGAGGAGGUACCUGGAGGGAGUCUUUCCUCUCUCUUGCGUUCCAUGUGGGGCCCUCUGAAGGACAACGAACCAACCAUCAUUUACUACACCAAACAGAUCCUAGAGGGGCUGCGCUACCUGCAUGACAACCAGAUUGUCCAUAGGGACAUAAAGGGAGAUAACGUCUUGAUCAACACAUACAGCGGAGUGUUGAAAAUUUCCGAUUUCGGCACCUCGAAGAGGUUGGCAGGGAUCAGCCCCAAGGCAGAGACCUUCACAGGCACCUUGCAGUACAUGGCUCCAGAAGUCAUUGAUCAGGGUCCACGAGGCUAUGGCAAGCCGGCAGAUAUCUGGUCCCUGGGAUGUACCAUCAUAGAGAUGGCAACAGGGAAGCCUCCUUUCUUCGAGCUGGGAAGCCCACAGGCCGCCAUGUUCAAGGUAGGCAUGUUCAAGAUCCACCCUGAAGUGCCUGACUCCAUGUCGGAUGAAGCCAAGACCUUUAUCCUGAGUUGUUUCGAAGCCGAUCCAGACAAGCGUGCAACAGCUGCCACGUUACUUCAGGAGUCUUUCUUGAAGACAUCCAGUAGGAAGAAAACCAAGAGCCCAGCAGUGACAGAUGACUCGGCAGCUCCUGCCAUAACUGAAAGGUCAACUUCCGCAGAGGGCAUUGUUGAAUUCAGGGACCGCUCCCCGUCCUUGCAGGCCCUGAUGCCACAGGCAGAGAAUAUUUUCUUAUCCCCAAGUUCCAGUGAGGUGAUGCAGAGAUCCACUCACCUACGGACUCCAGAGAAACUGGCCAAUCUUGACCUCAACCUCUCCUCUUCUUCCCAUGAGGAGAGUGGCUGUUUGUUCUUGCUGAAGAAGGACAGCGAGCGAAGAGCCACGCUCCACAAAGUCUUGACGGAGGAGCUACCAAGCAUUGCAUCUGCAAUCCACGAGGUCCAGGACCGGAGCCCAUUGUCAUUGGAGCACAUCUCCCAGCUGGUGUCCUGCCUCAAGAGCUACAUCCGCUCUCCCAAUCGCAAGCAGCUCACCCAGGGCCUUCUGCAACUCCAGCUCCACCUGCAGGCGGAUCAGCUUAGCCUUUAUCACCUGCAGGCUCCGCUCUUCACCUUCCAAGAUACUGUGAAGCAGGCACUGAGGAAGCUGCAGAUCAAGCCACACUGGGUGUUUGCACUGGACAACCUCAUGGGGCAGGCGGUCCAGGCAGCUUUCACUGUUCUCUUGACAGAGCUCAAGGUGAAGCCGUGGCUCUCACACGAGGAAGUCUGUGGACCCCCCAUCAAAGAGGAGGAGGCACCUUCAGUGCAGGAAGAGCUGCACUCACUCAAAAGCUGCAGCAGCACCGUGAAGGACAGUUCAGAAACACCAAGCUCCGGAAUCGGCACCGGCAGCAACGGCAGCUGGCUGGACUCCCAGCAUCCCCUGAAGAGCUGCAGGUCCCUCCUUGCCCAGCUGGGCUACCUGCAGGCAGAGACGCAAAGGUUGCAGUGGGAACUGAUGAAGAAGGAGCGCGAAUGCCAGAGACUCCUGCAGGAGGCAGUGAAGAGUGUAGAACGGAAUGCUUGGGGUCUAAGAAAGGCCGAGCCAAUAGGAACCUCUAGCUCUCACCUGCCUCAUCUCUGGAAGAGAGAAGAAGAGCCUGUAGACCCCCUGCUUGUUGAGUGGUUGGAACAGCAUGGAGUAGACAAAGACACCAUCACAACGCUCACAGAUCACGGUUUCACCCUCUCCAUCUUGCUGAACUGUGCUGCCCAAGAUGACCUCCGCUAUACCCGCAUCAGAGGCGGGAUGGUGUGCUGUAUCUGGAAGGCCAUCACGGAACAUCGGCACAGCCUUGGCCAGCAGCCCGGAGCAGAGUGAGAGGGCAGGGCUGACAGAGUCCCUUGAGCUGUACAGAUCCCACCACUUGUCAACUGUAUUCUUGCAAAGCCAUAAGGAAGCUCAGAGGCAGGUGCUUCAGCCCCCACCUUGCCUCAGGGAAAGCUGGCUGCUCAGAUCUCAUCUACCCUUUGGCCGGGGAAGGUGAAGAAGUCCGCUCCAGGCCCCCUCCUGGAAACAAGGCCUAAAGAAAACCGCACGUUGAGUCUGUUCCCAUCAAAAUAUCUCGGCCAAAUUCUGCAGCCGUUCCUUGGACUAAGAAAUGGGGUGGGGGGCUGCUUCUCCCCGAGGCCAGAAUUUUCAAGGGAAGACAGAGGGAUUCUGAGCUACACGGCAGUGUUACGCCCAGGGCAGCACCAGGCAUAGCCGCAAACACUCCCUGCUUGCUACAAGCCUUGGCUUAUGAGCCUCGUUCAGCAGCAAAGGCCAUAGCCAGAAAACACAACUGUGGACAUGAGGAAGAGAUGACAUGGACAACGUCCAUCAUUUGGGGGCCUAACCUGAAUAGCAGAAAGGAAACCAGGAUGGCCGAAGAAGCGAGCGGAGGGUUCGGUUUCUCAGUGUGCCACCACCAUGGAUGGUAAUACGCAGAAGUAAGGGAGUCAAUAAAAAUGAGGAAGCAGCAUUUGUUUGUAUUGACAAAGCAGGGAGGGAAAAGAAACUGAGGGCAGCCGGAACACCCUGUGGUUAACAUAGGAAGGGAUCUGGGGGGGGGGGGCACAUGUUUUUUUAAAG
This is a messenger RNA of Gekko japonicus, 4778 nucleotides long. RefSeq names its product mitogen-activated protein kinase kinase kinase 6 (gene MAP3K6). Gene Ontology annotation, biological process: protein phosphorylation; MAPK cascade; cellular response to stress. Gene Ontology annotation, molecular function: ATP binding; MAP kinase kinase kinase activity. The coding region runs from base 84 to 4025 and encodes 1313 amino acids. The transcript has 29 exons. NCBI's taxonomy places the organism in Eukaryota, Metazoa, Chordata, Lepidosauria, Squamata, Gekkonidae. The record is from RefSeq and is a predicted model, not a curated record.